Ochlerotatus camptorhynchus is the source of this 6181-nucleotide messenger RNA. RefSeq names its product BRCA2-interacting transcriptional repressor EMSY. Gene Ontology annotation, cellular component: nucleoplasm. The record is from RefSeq and is a predicted model, not a curated record. The transcript has 5 exons. Gene Ontology annotation, biological process: regulation of DNA-templated transcription. Bases 306 to 4151 code for a protein of 1281 amino acids. Lineage: Eukaryota; Metazoa; Arthropoda; Insecta; Diptera; Culicidae.
UCAUAAACAGAAAUGGAAGAGGACAUAUUAUGCGAAUGUUGAAUUUGUGUGUAAAAUUCUUCUCUUGUUUUGCGAUCGGAAGUAGAUUUUCAACGACAGUUUUGCAGCCCCAGAUACCGGCAAUCGGAUCGAUUAUGUGAAACAGACGAGUGCGCGUUGGAUAAGUUCCUGGCCACGAACGAAAAAAGGACAGUUUGGAAGAAGCGCCAGGUUUUUUUUCAGUACGGACAAAGUUUGACUUUUACGAGGCAAACGCUCGGGAUUUCUUGUGCAAAAAUAAUUGAAGAUUCGUUAGUUGGUUAAGGAUGUGGCCAAUCAAGCUGGACAUGACCCGGGACGAAUGUCGCGGUGUCCUGCGACGGCUUGAAUUGGAGUCCUACUCGAGUGUUAUGAGUACAUUUCGUGCGCAGGGAGGACUGUGCAAGGAAAAAGCGCGGAUUCUCGACGAGCUGCGGAAGCUGUUGCAUAUUUCCCAGGAUCGGCACAAGGCCGAAUCCCGGCGGGUGGCCAACGACGAGCGGCUGACCACGGUGGCGGAAAUAAUAUCUGGACCAAACAGCGUUCAGGACUGGUGUCGCGAAGGUCGCCGAAGCUUCCCUAUUCUUCCCCGAACGGCUCCCUAUACAGCCUUGACCUAUAUAGCCAACACCGUUUGCGAACAGAUCUCCAGGGAGAAUGCCAAACUACCACAUCCCUUUGAAACGUCUCAACAUAGGCUCGAGAAGGAGCAGGAAGAAGAAAAGCGUAAAGUGCUAGAACAGCAAAAACAACAAGACCAGCAGAUGGCGCAAACACCGCUGAAGCCAGAAGCGGAACCAACGGUUGCUUCUCCAAUACCCACGCCGGAACCAGCCAAACUAACACCUCCACCGUUGGUGGUCUCGAUGGAUCCGUUUGUGGAAGCAGCUAACAAGAGUUAUAUAAAUAACGAUUUGAAAAGGUCGUACCCGGUUGAUCCGAGCCCGACUACUCCCAGUAUAGUAAAUUUCAUCGAGGAUGACUCCCCGUUAAAAAAGAAACCCCAGUUGUAUCAAGAACUUCAGAAGCAGGAACCCUCAUAUCAUCCACCUCCUAUUGUUACUUUCCAUACGCAGCCUUACACUCCGCCGGUGCAGGUGCAGCAGCAAGUGCAACUCCAAUUUCCCCUUCCGCAACAACCUUUAUCCCCGCAUAAAGCCCUUUUGUCCCCUAACAACUUUGGACCAGUUCCCAUUAACAACAACAAUAACAACAACAACAAUAAUGUCAAUGCUAAACCCCCAAAAGGAAGCAAUAAGAGCACCGAACGACAACGUAAAACAUCUGGUUCAUCUAAGAAGAAUCAAAACAAAACAAAAACUCCAUAUCAGACAAGCAAACAAUCGGCGAAGGCUGCCAAGAACAUGACCCAACAACAACUGCAGCAACCGGUGCCGAUUCAAGCCAAGGUGACUGGUGGUGCUAAAGGAAACAGCGUGGGCAGUCCGCACCUCAUCCACUCGUACGCGAGUCCACUGCUUCCAUACGAAAUUCCUCAACAACAAAGUGGUGGCACAGAAGCUAUCCAAGAACCGUUGCAACUGCAGAAGCACCUUACUUCGAAUAUUGUCUAUCAAACGCAACACUCUGCUCAGCAGCAGCAGCAGUCGUACGGCGUGAUGCCUGGAGCUCCACAUCAACCACUUAUCGGAUCGUACAACGUUCAACAACCACACGGUCAACCCAAUGCCAACUUGCCAGCUAAUGCCGUGUACGGUCAACAGAAUCAAAUACUCCCGUCAUCUAAGAAGGACAUCCAGUACAAUCUCACCAAACUGAACCCUACCAACAACAUACCGGUCAAGAACAAUGUCAACAUACAACUGAAAUCAUCAAGCCCUUCGUUAAUGCCAGGAAAGGGUCACCCUCUUUUGAACUAUCAAAAGAAAUCCCCUUCGAAAAAUGUGCUGAUCCCUACUUCUUCGGCAGCAGCUACCCUAGCCAGUUUAGGGAUCCCGAAAUCAAUCCAUCGGAAGGACACAACUGGUAAAUUUCGUGAAAACGAUCCUAUCAUAAAUCCGGCUGAUAUUCCGAACCCGAAAAUUAUAUUCUCAACAUCGGCUCCAAUUUCCCACCACGAGUCGACUAGCCAUAUAACACCAGGAAACCAGAUUACCAUUUUAGAUCAAAUCACGUUGCAUCCGCCGAAUACGAUAAUUCAAACAUCGACAUCGGGUGGAGUAACGAUUAUCCCUCCAACGUCACAGCAUGCAUCUCUGACCACCCACAUCGCUCCCAAUCCGCCAACACUAAUUACGAACACGAUGGCAUUGAGUGUGCCAAUAUCCAAACCGAUCACUACGCCUGUUACUCCGGUCACUAACAAGGUGGUUACAUUGAAGGGACCCAACCUAGCGGGAUUUACACCGGUGAAAAGUGGCAGCAAGCUAUCCGUACACAAACUUCAACUGAUGCCGAUUGGGCCGCCCGGAGCUAAAAACAAUGUCAUAGUUUUACCCGUUAAAAGUGCAACCAGCGGCACUCUGAAUCCUGGACAGAAAAUCACCAUCCCGAAGAGCGUUGUUGAUACCAAUGCUCUGUCUGCUGCUAACAUAUUAAGUCCCCCCAAAGUGAUCGUCCAACAGCAACCAGAUCUGAAUAACAUUGUAGUCUUCGACAUAGCGUCAGAUCAAAAGCUCAAAACCACCCUGCAACAAAAACCUCCUCCUGCGAAUAAACCCGUUAUAACUGAGGAUACUCCGGUCGACAUUGUUUCAACGCCUCUGGAUGUAGUCACGGGAGCAGUCAAGCUUCAGGAACUCUCCAAAGGUUUCCUCUCACCAGCUUCCUCCUCGGCAUCGGGCUCAAUCGCAUCGCCGUUGACAGAAAAAAUGGUGAAACCCCAGCAAUCGCAAUCAACUCCCCAAGUAGCUAUCUCUAAGUACCAUUCAAACAACAGUGCAAAUGUUACAAAAGCAACAAAAUUUGAAGCGGACAGCACUGCACCGGGACCUUCUGUCACGGUCACUAAAAAGACCAAGGCGAACCAUCAGGGAAAAGCUGCAGCCUCCACGAGCGCCGCCACCGUACAAAAUAGCAAAACAAAAACAAAACCCACUGCGGCUGCAGCUAGUUCCACUACGGCUGCAGUUGAUCCCGCCAAAACGAGAUCCUCCACGAUGAGCUCAACCGAUUGGGAACUCGAACUGGACCAAGCAAAUCAAGUUCACAACCGUAAAUCAAACAACGUUAUCCCUAGUACUGUUCAAAAACCUGCCUCCAAAUCCAAUCCUGCGGCACAGCCGGUAGCAAUAGCUCCCAAACCAGUCGUUACCGCUCCCAACAGUACUGUCCGAAAAACAUCGCAACCCCUAUCAUCCAGUUCCAUCAGUUCGACAUCGACCCCGGUUGUAGAAACCCCCGUUCCCAGUGAUACGACGAGGCUCCCUAUUCAUCGGCCUGUGGCCCCAGCACCAACAGUCCCGACGACACCGACAAAUACCGUGACACCAACAUCGAAAGCCGCACCACCACAUCCUCCGCUGAUAACGACAUCGCCUCCGAACGAGCGAAGCGAUGACACCUCGGCUACGGAUUCGGCCGACGCCGAGGAGGAUCCCGAAGUGGAAGAAGAGGAAGACUGUCCGGAGGCGAUCGAGGAGGAGAUGAUCAUCGAUGAGGAGCACUUCAACGAGGUCAUCGAAGAAGAUCCCGAUCCAGACGAGGCAUUCAACGAGCAGGAGAUCCACGGCGAACGGGUCGAGAUCGUUAGCGUCGGCUACGACACAUCGCGAGCGCUGAUUGCCGAUUUGGAAGGGGCAGAGAGUGGUAGCCCGGUGCUAGUACAGGAAGGUGCCAUCGUGUAUGGCAAAGCCGGCAACACCGGUGUAGACCCAUCUAGUAUGAAUUUCGAACAAUACAUCGAGGCGGACGCCGACGGCGAUGGGGCAUCCAGCGAGGUUCUCUCCAGAACAACAAUGGUCCCGGCGGUGGGUGGCAGCGGAAGCAGUAGCAACAACAUUAUGUUCGAAAUGAUGGAGAUCGAUGCCGAUGGCAACAAGCACACUCGAACGUUGUCGUACGAGCAGGCACUGGCAGAGGGGCAGUUUGUCGCUGCGGAAGAGUCAGUCAAAAGUACCGGAAGCACGUCAGGAUCGGGCACGGUCAAGGGUAAAACGAAACCGACGCCCUAAGAAGGGGGCGGUUUAUGGAUUCAUAUUAGGAAAUUUGUCGCAGAUUGCAGCGCAGCACUCAUUAUGAGCAGGCCAUAUAUUACACUGAGAUGCAGACAGUGAAUUCCUCGCCAACGAUGCAGGGUCACCUACCAGCAUCGAUCAAACUAUGAAGGAGAAAGCACACGGUUGGCUUGAACACUUUCUUUUUGCUUUUUUUUUUUGAACGGAUUUUACUAAAAAUUUCAACCUUCAUAGGAAAAGCAGACACAGAGAAUAUCUUGUUACUAGGAAUAGUGUUGAGUAUAUUUCUACAACUGGUUUAGGUUUUUUUUUACAAACUGAUAAACAAUUGUAGCGUGUGUCCUACUACUUAUAGUUAUUAUUUCUCUAAUACGUAUUCAGUUUGAGAGCAUUGCUUUAUUGAUAGGCGUUAAGGAUUAAACUUGUUUAAGAAAAUGGUAAAACAAAAUAUUACACAGGAAUUCUGGUGGCAAGUUGUUAAGUUUUUAAAACGACGGAAAAUAUAGAGGAUUGCUAUUAUUAAUAUAAUGAUUUAAUAAGGCAAAUCUGCAUAUUUUAUUGAUUUGUUAUUUUCGUUUCCGUGUUAUCAGACUUUAUAGGUGAGGAAUAAAAGAAUGUUUCUUUUCAGGCGAACGAGUGCGCGUUCCAAUGGAGAGUUGCAAUUUCCUAACUUACUUACCAAGAGUUUAUCCCUGUAUAAUUGUCAACCGAUAGAUUUCGGAUACAACUUCGAUUUUGGCGAAAAUAAAUGGGUAUAACCUUAGUUAAGCUUUCUAAACGCUAGAUCUCAAUGGGAAUCCUUUAACAAUGUUUUUUUUUUCGCGAUUCGACACAAACAUCCUUUCGAUUUGUUUUCCGAUAUCGCAUCACUCUCUGGUACCUAAAUGUAAGCGCAGUUAGUAUACAGAUUUCAUCUUUAGUAAAAAAGGCAAGGCACGCUUUCAUUGGAAUCGCACCCGUCGGUAUGAUUGCGCGCGUUGAUUUAACAGUGUACAAUGUUGAGAAAAGUAAGCAUAAGCAAACACAAACAAAACAACUUUUUGUAAAUUUGCUGUACAUAGUAGUGAAAGUAAGGCAUCAUAGUGGUUUGAAAACAGUUGUAGUUAAGCGAAAUACACAUUAAACACACAUCCCUAGCAGAUGUCGAGUGCAUACAAGUAUAGGUAUUCAGUAAUGGUGGGUCGAGUAGGAAAUCCAGGCAUUAUUAGUUAAUUGCAGCUUAAAACUGUUGCCUGGCAUGCUGUUGUCAGUUUUUCGAACGUUUUCGGUUGUGUAAAUGCGGAAAAUCUCAUACGAAUAUUAAAUUGUCGGCGUCAGUUGAUUUUGUUUCACGCACAUCCACCGAAUGCUAGAUUCGGGACAAAAUUCACACUUUAGGCAUUAAUUGAUUGUGAUUACGAACAUAACGCUGUCGAAAAAAAUCAGUGGAAUUUUGUACAGAGAGCAAAAUCCCAAACAAUUGGGCAUACAAUUUAGGCAAUGAGGGUAUAACUUCCUCGCAGUGAAGUUUAUAAGUAAGAAUUUGAAGUAAAUGAAAACAAAUCGACAAAAGUGUACACAUGUUUUUAUAUAAUCAUAGGGUCUCUAGCGAUAAGAAAAGUUUUAAUUUAUCAUCUAUCGAAAACUGAAAAGAAGAACAACAUCUAUGUUUGUUUCAAACAUCCACACACCUUACACAAACAUAUACAAAAGCAUUGGAAGGCGAAACACUGGUGAAAACAACUAUUUUCAAAUCAAAAAGUAGAACUCACAAAAUUGUUUCCGAACGUGAAACGUUGGUUGAUUUCAUGAAAACACGACAAAGAAUCAGAAAAGCUCUCCGGACAUAAGAGAAAAUUACAAAAAACAAUGAAAGCAAAAGCAUUAUGAAGUAAUUUUUAAAACAUACAACAAUAUUUAUAUAUAUUGAUAGCGAGAACUCUACAAGUAGUGGCAAAAAAGAUGUAUGAAAACAUUGUAGCAAAGGCAAGUGGAUAUUAUUGUACAUUUGAUCUUUUUGAAAAGAAAUAAAAUUUUAAUUAAUGAUA